AUGCAUCUCCCUACAGUUUCAGACUUUAGUCUCUUGAAACGUAUUCUGCAGUAUAUAAAGGGCACAAUAUCAUUGGGUUUGCAUAUCAAGAAGGACAAAGAGUUGACACUACAUGCGUUCUGUGACAGUGACUAUGCUGGCUGCAAAGAUACCAGACGUUCCACCUCAGGUUUCUGCACAAUGCUCGACUCAAAUCUGAUUUCUUGGUCAGCUAAGCGACAGCAAACUGUUUCCAAAUCCUCGACUGAAGCCGAAUACAGGUCCUUGACGGCUACAGCACAAGAGUUAACUUGGUUGUCGUUUCUACUCAGAGAUCUUGGCAUUGAACAACAACAUGCGAUGGUGUUAAAGUGUGACAACCUCUCCGCAGUGUACCUGAGUACCAAUCCUGCUCUGCACAGCCGGACAAAGCACUUUGACACUGACUAUCACUAUGUUCGUGAACAAGUAGCCUUGGGAUUGAUAGAGACUCAGCAUGUCCCGGCUGAACAACAACUGGCAGAUGUCUUCAAGAAGUCGUUACCGAAAAAGCUGUUCACUUGCGCUUCAAACUUGGUGUAG
Messenger RNA from Microthlaspi erraticum, 561 nucleotides. The record is from the annotation of a GenBank genome assembly. NCBI's taxonomy places the organism in Eukaryota, Viridiplantae, Streptophyta, Magnoliopsida, Brassicales, Brassicaceae.